AUGAAGAAGCGAGGCAUCCGAGUGAAACGAACACGGCUGAGGCGGAAUAAAGUUGACAUUUUUGCAAAGCUAUGUAACAGUCAAGUUCAGACUGCACCAGCGUUACUGCUGCAGCGCGAUAUUGCUGUCGAUAAUGUAAAAAAUCCUGGCAUCAACAUUGAUUAUGAUAUUUGCGGCAGCAAUGCAGUCACCAAAUCAAACAUUCCGCGAUCGCCUAUCAACGAAGCUGCGGAUUUCGUUGCUGUUUCGCUCGCUCUUACGGAGCAGCCUGGCACGAGCAGCCCGUCCGCACUGUCCGCAGUCCACGGCGUAAACGCACCUCAGAGUUUAGGCAUUUUAGGUAAGCUGCCUAGCACGGUUCUAUUGUCAACAGCAUUGGUUGACCUUUAUUACGAAGGCAAUAAAAUUGCUACUAUUCGCUGUAUGAUAGAUGGGGGUUCACAAGCAGCUCUGAUUACAGAAUCGUGUAUGCAACGCCUUAAUUUGCCGCGGCAACAUGUUAGCGAGCCGCUGCUCGGUAUCAGCGACUUGCCGCUGAAACCUAGGGGUACCUUUGUGUGCUCAAUUUCGCCUAAGGGCAAACAAAAUCCUAUUAUUCCAUUAGAGGCGUCUAUUCUGGCGAAGUUAACUCGCCAAAUGCCUAGUGUACCACUAGCACCUCUCGCUGAUUGGCCUCAUUUGCAGGGACUCGAUUUAGCCGACCCUGAAUUUCAUAAACCUCAGCCGGUUGAUAUGAUACUCGGCGAGGACAUUUUCAUGGAUAUUGUUCGCGAUGGCAUUGUCAGGGGUCAACCUGGAACGCCCACCGCAAUAAAUAGUGUGUUUGGUUAUUUGCUAGGAGGUAAAGUGAACUUUACUUCCAAUGUUUCGACUCCACGCCAUACUUGUUUUACGUCGUUCGACAACGACAACCUUCAGAAGUUUUGGGAGCUGGAGUCAAUACCAGAGAUGCGGAGUUACACUCCCGAAGAAAAGCUAUGCGAAUCCUUUUUUCAAAAGACGCAUACGCGCGAUGAAACAGGGCGAUACGUUGUCGCUCUGCCAUUCAAGCCCGAUGCACCGCCGCUCGGUGAGUCUCGGCAAAUUGCUUUAGCACGAUUCCAUAAAUUGGAAUACCGUCUAGAACGUAACCCCCAGUUGAAGGCGGAUUAUCACGCUUGCCUCCAAGAGUACGUGGAUCUUAACCACAUGGAGCUCGCGGACGAUAACCCCCCCGCUGGCGCGAGUUACUACAUACCCCACCAUUCUGUGUCAAAAAUUUCCGAAACUACCCGCACGCGCGUAGUUUACGACGCGGGGUGUCGCACGACAAGUGGACACUCCUUGAACGACACUUUGUUAACGGGUCCUAAGUUACACUUAGACAUCGUUGACGUUCUUCUAAAAUUUCGAGUGCAUAACAUUGCAUUUUGUUCCGACAUCAAACAGAUGUAUCGUAAUAUUCUUGUGCGUGAAAGUGAUAGGGACUUUCAGCGCAUCCUUUGGCGCCAAUCGCCCGAGGAACCUCUGCGCGAUUAUAGGCUUCGUACCGUUACAUUCGGUGUAAGUAGUUCCCCUUAUCUCGCAUUUCGCACAAUAAAACAGCUGGCUGACGACGAAGCUGAGCGUUUCCCGCACGCCUCACCAGUCUUACUAAAUGACGUCUUUGUCGACGAUGUGGUAACCGGUGCAGAUACCACAGCCGAGGCCCUCGCUCUGCAGCAGGAGCUGAUAGGUAUUUGUGCCACGGCCGGGUUCGAAUUACGUAAAUGGCAAAGUAACUCGCCCGCUAUUCUCGCUGCUACGCGAUCCCCAGAUUCUCAUGGUGAGCGGCGCGAAAAUGUUCAUUUUGCCGAAAUGGAAAAUGAUAAAGGGGUCAAAGUCCUUGGACUUCAAUGGAAUCCGGGAUCAGACUCAUUUAGUUUCAAAGUACAGAGUACUUCUCAGGCCAGUACGAAGCGGGCAAUCCUAUCUGAAAUUGCAAAAAUUUACGACCCCCUCGGGUUAUUAUCUCCGGUAACAUUGUUUGCCAAACAUUUAAUUCAAUUGCUAUGGUUAGCAAAGGUUCCGUGGGACUCAGAAAUCCCUAUCGAUAUAGUUAACUCAUGGACGAGUUUUGUUCGCGAGCUCCCGCUCUUAUCUCAAAUUUCAUUUCCGCGUCAUAUUUUUAAUACUGACGACUUCGAUUCAAUCGAAAUUCACGGAUUUGCAGAUGCAAGUCAAAUUGCGUAUGCCGCAUGUGUUUAUAUACGUCUUACGGACAAUACCGGCAAGGUUCAAACUUAUUUAGUUAUAGCUCGGACCCGCGUAGCUCCACUUCGGCUUUGCCUUACUAUCCCGAAAAUGGAAUUAAUGGGAUGCGUGAUCCUGUCAAAAUUGAUAGAACGAGUAAUACGUAUUUACGGUGAUCGCAUUCGCCCCGACCAAGUUUACGCGUGGUCAGAUAGUUCCGUCGCGCUCGCGUGGCUUAAGUCACCCCCGCACGAAUGGAAAACGUUUGUCUCUAACCGCACCAGUGAGAUUUUGUCCCGUGUCCCGGCGAGCUGCUGGCGUCACGUCCCGUCACCUGACAACAGCGCUGACCCGGCGUCGCGCGGUCUGCUGCCCGCCGCACUCGUACAAAAUGACUUGUGGUUCCAUGGUCCUACAUGGCUCCAACUAAGUCACGACUCCUGGCCUAUACAAAAACCGGUAAUAAACACAACGGAGGAAAAACGUAAUAAAAUUGAAUCAACAAAUGUUCAUUGCGCAUGUGUGUCCACACUGCCUACUUCCCCGGACGAUGAUACCCUUAUCACGCGAUUUUCGUCGCUAGAUGGAGCCGUGAAUAUCUCCAUCAACUGCAACAGAGUACAAAGUGGCUUCAAGAUCGCGGUCCCGCCAUCCGUGAAGGCACUGUUGUUGUGGUAUGCGAUGACCACUUGCCGCCGUUACAGUGGAAACUCGCGCGCGUUCAUGCUGUCCAUCCGGGCACUGAUCAGGUUAUUCGCGUCGUAA
Molecule: messenger RNA, 2976 nt
Organism: Cydia strobilella
Lineage: Eukaryota; Metazoa; Arthropoda; Insecta; Lepidoptera; Tortricidae
Exons: 4
Coding region: 1-2976 (991 amino acids)
Source: RefSeq, a predicted model, not a curated record